Molecule: messenger RNA, 9796 nt
Organism: Paramuricea clavata
Lineage: Eukaryota; Metazoa; Cnidaria; Anthozoa; Malacalcyonacea; Plexauridae
Source: the annotation of a GenBank genome assembly
ACACUCCAGUCAUCCGCUUCUCACGUGAUAUUGAAUUGUGCACGCACUGCAAUGCGCACUCAGAGCACUAUAUUACGCGCGGGAAAAAUAACCAUAUUUGAGCGGAAAGCGGUUAUUUUUACCGCGUGUAAUACAUAUAGAGGAUAUUACACGGCGGCGCGAAGAUAUGACUUUUUAUAUUCGAAUGGUGGAAACAAAUAUUUUACGAACGAGCGCAGCGAGUGAGUAAAAUAUUGUUUUUAACACGACAAGAUAAAAGUCAUAUCUUCAAGCCAACGUGUAAUGUUCUGUUUAUUAUAUAGUCCCAAGCAAAAAAUUGUAUAAAUACUAAAAGUCAGGUGAUCGAUAUCUUCACUUAGUCUAGUGAAGAUAUGAAAAAUAUGUCACUGUGUAUUUCUCAGCCGUAUCUCACUCUCUACUAUAUAAUAAAAACAUAUACAAAAUUUGCCAACUUCACACGAGGGUUAUGUUUUCCUCAUUUUACAACAUUUCGCAAACAAACCUCAUUGCAGUUUUACUCAUUUUAAGAUGCUCUUUCUAGGUGUGGGGGUUGGAUUUCGUUCUUCUUGUCUAGAUCAAAAUUUCGUCCAUAGCUGGAAUCACCCAUUAGAUGAGAAAUGAAGAAUGCAUUAAGAUAGGGUAAAGUUAUUCUCCUCCACAGGCAUCUUUAUGCGAGUGUCUAUAUGACUAUGCAUGGGUUUAGCCUCUACCAGUUUCCCUAAGAUAUGCCUGUAUGCGGAGCGUGGGAGGCUAGAGUAUUGGGUGUUUCCAGCUAUAGAUUAAAUUUUUAUCAAGGCAAAAAGAACGAAAUCCAACACCACGGCUAGAAAAGAGCGUCUUAUAGAAUGAGUAAAACUGCAAAGAUUGCUUGCUAAAUGUUGUAAAAUGAAGAAAAUAUAGCCCUGUGAAGUUCGCAAAUUUUGUAUAUACAGGGUAUAAAAAAACCCUGAACAGAUAUGAAUUUGCUCUCAAUUUUGCAAAACAGCUAUUAAUAUCCAGUUUUUGAUGUAUAUAGCUUCCUUGGGUACUUAUAAUGCAGAAUAAUGAAAAAAAUUCCUCAAACUCAAAUUCUGUGAACCAGGGGGGGGGGGUUGUCUUUUUCAACAAAUUAAAAAUGGCUUGCGCACGAAAUUUAAAAGCUUUAAUCAUAUUUUGAGUUAAUAGAUGGCAACUCUGUUGGGUUUUUAAUUACUGUACAAAAUUUCAGACAAUUUGCUUUAGUUUAAGCCCUUUAACUAUUCAUUUUCCCCAUAAAAAAUCAGCCUUUCGCAUGCCUAAUUAAUGCCUUUACUUAAUUUGCAUAUUGCUGACAUAUGCAAAUUAGGCAAAGGCGUCACAGUUAAGCAUGCAAAUAGCUGAUUUGUAGGAAAAAAUGUAAGUUUGCGCGAAUAGUUAAAGGGCUUAAACUAAAGCAAAUUGUCGGAAAUUUUGUACAGUAAUUACAAACCCAACAAAUUCUUCAUCUAUUAUCUCCCAAUAUGAUUAAAGCUUUUACAUUUUGUGCGCAAGUCAUUUUUAGUUUGUUGGAAAAGUCACACCCCCCUGGUUCACAAAAUUUGAGUUUGAGAAAAUUUUUCAUUAUUCUACAUUAUAAGUACCCAAGGAAGCUAUAUACAUCAAAAACUGGAUACUAAUAGCUGUUUUGCGAAAUUGAGAGCAAUUUCAAAUCUGUUCAGUUUUUCAGUUUGAUACACCCUGUAUUUGCAUUACGCGCGGUAAAAAUAACCACCUUCAGCUCAAAAAUGCUCAAAAAUUUUUCACGCGCGUGAUACAAAUACAUACAAAAUUUGCGAACUUCGCAGGACUAUAUUUUCCUCAUUUUAUAACAACUCGCAACCAAUUUGCAAUUCUACUCAUUUUAAGAUGCUUUUUCCAUCUAUGGUAAUGGGAUUUCGUUCUUCUUGUCUAGAUCAAAAUUUCGUCUGUAGCUGGAGUCAACCCAAACGUGCCUUAUAGUUCAUAUAUAUAAUUAUUUCUCUCAGACAUCGUUUAACUUUGUAAUAACAAACAAUUUUUUUUAAUUAUGAAAUGCACAUUUCAGCUCAGUUCAAUUAUUUUUUUUGUUGUUUUUACACGUUCAGUACGACGUCGACGGUCGGACACAAAUUGAAAACAAGAAAAAAACAGAGCAUUCCGCCGGGAACAAUGUUACGUCUCCCGCCUUUAAAAAAAUAAAUAUUCAUAAUGAUUAACGAUAUAUACUCAUGAUCACUGGAAAUUUCCAACACACUCGUCAGUUUACAUGCAUCACACUUAGUUCAGUAGUGUACGCCAGUGAAAGUUUCACUUUGCAAUGCGAUUACAGGGAUGCAGUUUCGACAGUUCCUGCCAGAGAGCCUAUACAGGAUGUAUAAAAAAGGAGACCUUUCCUUUAGAAAUUCACCUUCAUAGUAAUACGCGAACCCAUGGGUGCGUAUACAGGGUGUAUCAAAAAACCUGCAAACACUAUAAUUUGCCGAUAAUUCUGCUGCUUACUAGCACUUCAAUGUCUGUGCUACUUUAAUAUUUUGCUCCUGGGAUUUGAAAAUACAUUCUAAUUAACCGCGUUGAUAGAAAUUAGAAUAACACGCAGUUAUUUGUAAUGCAGAAAACUAAUUAUCAGUUCGACUGCGACUUGUCAACUAUUGUGUUUACGCACGCUUGGGAUCAACUAUAGUUCUGAAUCAUGCAAAUUCUAAAAACAUUGUUAUUUCAAAGCAUAGCCUAUCGAAGGGAAGAUGGCUGUGAAAUCAUUAGAAUAACAAUAUAACUCAUCUAUGUUGGUCAACGUUUAUUCAUAAAUCUGGUCCUUCACCGUCACGUGUGUAUUGUAUUCUUGCCCAACUAACCAAUAGCAAUGUUUCGAACAAUAGGGAAACUGAAAAUUGCUAUUGGUGGAUUUGGUAAAAAUACAAUACACACAAUACACUGACUAACAUAGAUAAUGAGUUAUAUUGUUAUUCUAAUGAGUUUCACAGCCAUCUUCCCUUCGAUAGGCUAUGUUCAAAGGUUAUUUUGCAGGUUUUUUGAUACACCCUGUAUAAAACACAAUUGAAUCGAAUGUUAUGCAUGGAAUAUGUAUCAAUACAAUUAUCAAGAUAUUUUAAUUCCCAGAACUCAGGAGCAGAAAAUGUUGUGCUCAACAACGAUUUUUUCAUUUCUAUAGACAAAAGUCUCCUUUUUAAUGUACGUACAGGGUGUCCCAAAAAAACCCAAAGCGAUUGAAAUAACGUAUUGUUAGAAUUUGAAUGCCUCAGCACUCUGCUGAACUCACAAGUGCAUAAAAGCUUGAUAUAAGUAAAUUUUAUGCAUGAAGAAACUGUUUAAGAAGCUGCUUUAAAUUCCCAAGAGCAGAAAAUCGUGCGCUUUACAAAGAUAUAUAUUUUUGAAUUUCUUAAUUUGUUAAUAUUUAUAAUACAUGCACCCUGUCAAUAUUUUACGCAUCUUAAUUGCGUUCAGCUUAUUGUGCUAGGGCAUUCAAAUUCUAACAAUACGUUAGUUCAAUAGGUUUGGCUUUUUUGGGACAUCCUGUAUAACACAAAAUAACUCAAAGCUUUAUACCUAUAUAAAUAAUUAGUUUCGAGCAAUUGAAUAGACCUUUCUUUUAAUGACGUCAAACGCAGGAAAAGCACUUAAUGUGAUGUCCCAAGGGACAAUGCAAAUUAUGUUUCUGUGAAAUUUAUUGGCUAUGCAUAAAUUGGUUUUGCGCGUUUGACGUCAUUAUAAGAGAAGUCUAUUUCGAUCGGACUUAUUAUCGACUUCCUGCGGCUAUGAUCUUGUCACAACAAGACCAUUUCUGUGAAUUGAUAUAUGAAAAAAAAAUUUAAUGCGCAAAUCGCCAUAUAUUACUACAUAAAAUAUCUGUGUAAAAUAACGAAAACGCUUCCGCUUUCAAAGAAAUUCCUUUUCUUUUUAUGUAUUCUUAUAUUACAUCAUUUUCAUACAGAGAAUGCCAAACGCGACGUACAUCGUCGACCAUACCGAGCUGGUAAAAUUUUCUUACGUUAGACGGGGGUAUAAAUAUGAAUUGAAUUUAUUCACAAAGAAAUGAAAUUCGGUUAUAUGCAGACCAGGGGAAUGUGCAAUGCUCCUGGCAAUGUUUUAUCUUUUGUUCCAAGACGCAAUGAAGACAGUCUUGCCUCAUGUGCGAUGUUAUACUGGUCAUGCAUGAGUUGGGACACAUAUGUCAUUUAUAUGUCAUUUAUGCACAAACAUGCAAGUUCCAAGAUUACUGGUUAAAAAUAACUUUGGUGGCGCAUUUUUGUAUAAAAUAUUUUUAUUAAAUUUGCAUUUGCCCAAGAGCUCAUCAAAGGGACUCACACAUGGCGCAUUUCAAUGGCAUUGCUUAGGUUAGAGAAGGUCAAUGGCAGAUUAGAGAUUAUAUAAGGUGAGGGUUAUGCAUGUAUUCAUAAACUAUCAAGAUUUAACUCGAACUCGUUUUUUACGCUUACAGAAUUACAUACUUAAGCCUAGACUAUUUUAUCUUUUACAACAAUUGUGAUAUUACUUUCUUAACUGUGUUUAUCCUACUGACCCACCCUAUCAACUUUCCUUGUGGGAGGAAACCGGAGCACGCGGAGAAAACCCACGACUAUCGGCAGAGCGUUAGUUGACCGACUCAUUUCACAUAAGUGGGAAACGAGAGAAAUAGAGAAAUGAACCCACGAUCUCAUAACUGAAUGACGGAUGUUCAGUGACGUGUUAUAUUUAAUAGAGACCUUACGAUUUUAGGUAAUAAAAUAAAUGGUAUAUAGUAAAUAUAAAUUGAUAAUUCGUCGUACUGUAUAUCAUCAAUCGUAUGAAUUUAAUACAGUCUUAGAAGUUGCCCCGGACAUGGGUUUUAUGGUUGGGAAGAGUUCUGCUGAACCCAGUUUGAAGUUGCACUUGUUGCCGGCUUGAAAUGCAGCCGUUGUAUCAAGACUGUGAAAAUCUGUGAUUUGGCGUUGUAAACAGAGCGAAGGACAAUGUCUAAAUUAUUCAUAUAUUGUAAUUAUUCAAUUCUUUUCAAUGAUUUGUUGUUGUAUUGGCAGCCGUUGCCGUCCCGUUUGCCGUCCCAAAUGUAAGGUCUCUAAUAUAGUAUUCUACUUUUCAUCGACGAGCGUUGGAAAUCAUGUGGCCCUGCUUCUAACUCUUUCCGCACAGUCUCUCAAAUUUGCUUCGAAUAAUUUAAGGACGCAUGCAAAGGCCGAUGGGAAUGCUAUCACGUAAUGCAUCCAUUACUCAAUGCGGGAUUAGUGACUGGGGACGAGUAGGGCCCAGUGUGUGCUCCAUGACCAAGUGAAGCCAAAGAUGGCGGAAAUUGCAGGAAUUUACGUCCACUGCCAGUUUAAAAGGUUCUAUUUUUUUUAAUUGUCUGACAGGAGUGUGCCGAAAUUUCGUAUUUUGACUUCGGUUGAAAGACUAAUAUUAUGAUUUUAUCACCUGAAAACUUAAUUAGCGUUACGAGUAUAAACUACAACAAGCGUUCCUCUUUUGAGUUCCCAACUUGCGAUUGCAAUUUUCCACAUUACCUUAAUUGCAAAUUUGAAAACCUCCCUUGCAAAUCUCUUGUGGGCAUUUGGAAUGCUCUUAUCGGCUGUUGUGGUAUUCCAAUGCAGAGAAACUUCCUUUCAAAUUUUCCUAACUUCCUAGAAGUUCUUAAGAACUUCUAAGUUCUUAAGAACUUCUAACAGGAAUUGUGGAAAAUCUAAUUGGCUUCUAGGAACAUUGCAAAUUCCCUCAAGAGAUUUGCAAGGGAGUUUUUCAUAUUUGCAAAGAUAAUGCGGAAAGUUGCAAUCAAGUUAGGAUUGAACUCGAAAGAGGAACGCUUGACGCAGUUUAUACCUGUGACCUUCAUAGCAAUUGGACGUCAAUUCGGUCAUCCGUAGUAGUGGCUUCACUUUUCUCAUAUGGUCGAAUGACUGAAGAUCGGUCUUGUUCCAGGUAAUGUAGGGCUCACUGGCCAGGCUCUGCUUAUUGGCAUGAAAUCAACUGUGAUUUUGGGAAGCAUUUUAAGACUUAAAACAUAUGAUACAUAAUACGAAAUAGUGGACUAAAAUGUUAAAUGACUAAAUGAUGAAUGCCAUCUCAAAUUGUGUUUUUAACCGCCAGGGCUCGAAGUAGAGAAGAAAUAUGGCCUGCCAGUCUAAAAUGUUUUGGCAGGUGAAAUAAUUUUUUGCCUGCCAUUUUUAUUCAUUGAACUGCCAAAAUGGUGAUGUCAGAUGUCUCAUAUGAGUCAUAUUGUAAAAAUCAAUGUUUUCAUGAUAUGCAUUUUUAUUGUUUUUAAACUUGUCUAUAUUAUAUUGUAAACUUGGAUUUUCAUUUCAAACAUAAACGUAUUUAGUCAACUGAAUGAUCUAGUAUAUGAGCUGUGGUAACCAAAUGAAAUGAAAUGAAAUGAAAUGUAUGUAUAGAAUUUCACCUGCUAUUUUUUUUACUUUGGCAGUUCAAAUUUGUUUUUGCAUGCCAUUUUUAAAAUAUGGCCUGCUUUUGGCCAUUGGCAGCCCGCUAUUUCCGAGCCCUGUUAACCGCUCUUUUUUAUAACAUGCAGGCAGGGCGCUGUAAAACGCAGCGUGUUUGUUUAUACAUAUUUUACAUGGUGAUAAAAUUAACUAUAUGCUAAUCUUCAUCUUAGAAUUCUAUCAAACACCAAGUGUGCACGCGCAAGAACCAGAGGUGGUGAGAUUGCCCAAGUAUUUCCGAUGUACGUUGGGAGAGGGUCCGACACGAUAUCGUCGGGAGAGAACUGUGUUCACUCAAACUCAACUCAGAGCAUUUGAAAAGAAAUUCGAAAACCAAAAAUACCUUACCACCCAAGAACGAUACGAGCUCGCAAGGAAUCUUGGGUUAUCAGCGCUUCAAGUAAAGACUUGGUUUCAGAACAGACGAAUGAAGUGGAAAAAGACAACUAAAAACUCGGAAUCUGAAAAGUCAAGAUCAGAGGUGAAGCCUGAUCACCAACAACUUACGAAUGAGGAGAAAGAUAAACAAUGCAUGCAGCAACAUGGGGACGAUAGUCAAUCCUUACUGCUAACAAACAUUCCAGAGAUCGAAUAUGAUUGAGUUCUCGUUGCCGUGAAAAACAAGAUCGGGCAAGGAGUUUGUAAAAAAUAGUGAAGAACUUAUACAUACGUACGUAGUAACAAUAGUAACCAUUAUAUCGUUAUUAUGAUAAGUAAGUUAAAGCAAGCUGUGCAUGACUAUAGCUAAAAGCAACUGAAGACUUUAUAAUUAAGAACAUGUAGACCUAUUGAUAUUGGAAUGUUUAACAUAGUUUAAAUUUGACGGAUCUAAGAAUAUUUAUGAUUGGUUUAAUAGUCCUAAUGUUUCCGGUAGUGGCGAAGCCAACCAUGGCAACAGGUCAUGCUAUGCAAGUUUUUAAUGAUUUGCAUUCUUCAAACUUUUAGAAAUGUAUUGUCUUUAACCUAUUCAGAUUCAGGAGGUUUAUUAGCAUAGCAUGACCGGUUGCCAUGGUUAGCUUCGCCACUGGUUUCCGGCUUAGUUAUAAAAUUGUAAAUUCACGGGUGAAAUCAACGUAUUACAACUAUCACAAAUGGUGUUUUACAGCAGUUGUUACCGACUCAUGUAUUGUCAGGGGUGUAUAUUGCCGGGAUGGGUCCAGCAUGAUCUGGUGGGGGGGGUGCUCUGCCAGCUCUGGUGGUUGGGUCGGUCAUGUGCGCCGCCCACCCAUCUUCCUUGACUACUGCAAAGUCUUGCUUGACUACAGUAUUUGAGUUGUAAUUGUUGUUCACAGUUCCGCUUAUCAUGAUGUUAUUACUCAAAUUACUUCAGAUCUCAUUUUGUCUCUAAUCUUUUUUUUGCUUUAUGAUGAAAAAUAGAACCCCCCCCUGCACCCCCUCCGGCCAGGGAUAGAGGGAGGUGCGCACCCUGGUAUAUUGUUACCAUUCGCUCCCCCUUCUUAUAUUGCAUAUGUAUGAGUGUAUAGUUAUAUACAUGGGUAUAUGUAUAUAAAUUUCCACUCGGUAAUUUCCAUCUAGCUAUAAUACCCUUCAACGAUUAUUCAAUCGAGUGAGACACCAACAAAAUCUUGCUAUUUGCCACUAUAGAUAAUACAGCCUGUUUCAUCCAAGAGGAAUCAUCUUGGACUCCACUAAAAGGUUGCCGCUACAGCCUGUUUCAUCCACGAGGAAUCAUCUACUGGUGGAGAACCACCUGAUGAUAUUCUUCUUGGAUGAAACAGGCUGUACAGUGUGUAUCAAAAAUGGUAAUCGAACUUCAGCCGGCUAUUGUAUCUGAAUUACUCUGCGUAUGAACGAGAUUUUUCAUAGUCGGAAAGAUCAGGCGUUUAGCUUUUGAAUGGUAUGUUCUUCGUGCCAAAUGGAUAAAAAAUUGGCAAAUACAAAUCCGGUAAAAAACGUUAGGGACCGGUCAUAAAGUAACUUCUAGGGUGGGCUGGAGUGAUUUGGGAUGGGCCAUGGAAAAUCUUUGGGCAGUUUCGAUGGGCCGCCAAUUUUUUGGUAUGUCCACGGUUGGGCCACCAAACAAAAACCCAUGUUAAUUAUAAAUCACAUAAAGAUAUUAAUAAUAAAAGUAAACAAAACUAUCCAAAUUAUCAAAUGAUGCUAUUGAAGCCAGUACUUAGUUUUAUACAACAACAAAAAGUGGUCGAAUCACAGCAAAUACAACCAACUGGAGAGCAGCUCAGUAUCGUAAUUGGUGAUGAAUGUGUUGGUCAAGCUUGGUGGAAUUAUGUAUGUCAAUACAGUGCCAGUGUAUAUUUACAAUGUUAAUUCAUACCUGCAAGUUUUUUAUUAUAAAAUUGUAUUUUCCCAAUUUAGAUUGGGUCGGCGGGUCAUGAAAUAAAUUUGGUAAGAUUAGAUGGGCUUUGAAAUUUUUAUCUACAUCCUAAGAUGGGUCACCAAACUUAUUGGCAAAAUUUGUGAUUUACCUCCAGCCCACCCUAGCAGUUACUUUAUGACCAGUCCCUUAGUCAGAAGCGCAUAUUUUCUGGAGGGUUGGGCCUAAACUCUAAAACCGUUGAAAUUAACCCCCUUUAGGACCAACCUCGUACCCAGGGCUUUUGCGCUUAUUGCCUGUUCAUAUGAGCCCGGUUAACCGAGCUGGCCCGCUUAACCGAGCUGGCCCGCUUUGCCGAGCUGGCCCGCUUUGCCGAGCUGGCCCGCUUUGCCGAGCUGGCCCGCUUUGCUUUCACAUGAGGCGGGCUAGCCCGGCAAUCGUAUCUAUUCAUAGUAACGAUUUCCCGCGAUAUUUUAGCGGGAAAAUAAAAUUCGUGUUUAUUUGGCAAAAUUUUAUUUUUGUCGACGUCAACAGCUUCAGGAGGUUUAAUUUCGAUAAAUUCCUAUAGUUUUGGACAUUUUAGACUGUUUGUCAGUGGAAUAAAGCACGCAAAUUUCCAGCACGGCUUGCAUGCCGGGCUAGCCCGGUUGUGCAUUCAUAUGAGCCCGGCAAACCGGGCUGGCCCGCUUCUCAUAUGAACCCAAUCCUAAAUUAAUAUACAAACAAUAUGUGAGGCGGGAUCUCGGCACUUGACAACCAGUCCGGCUAGCCGGGCCAGCCCGGCAAAGCAGGGCUCAUAUGAACAGCCCCUUAUUACUACCACGCACAUAUUCAUAAUUAUUGUUAAGCCUAAGCUAUAUGACAAGUUCCGUGAUUAAUUCCUUUUUCUCUUGUUAUGCGGCUGCAUGCUUUAAUUAGGCCGACAGAGGUGAAAAUAUGCAAUUCUGACUAACAUUUUUUAUCGGACUCUUUUAAUACUUGCUUAUUUUUUCUCCACUUGUCAUAAAAAACAUGUCAUUCAAUAGUAAAAGCCUGAUCUUUCCGAAUACGAAAACGAUUUGUUCAUUAGUUCAUACGCCGA